AUGCAGCUCGAGAAGGAGUUCUUCGCCGGGCAGCCACUCAAUUCGCAGGUCCGGCAGCUGCGACUCCUGGUCAUCGACUUUGAUGAAACCAUCACGACCCGGGACACUUCAGGCACCAUUGCAAAAACGGCCAUCCAGGCCGUCGUGAGCAAGGUGUCUGAGGCAUCAAAGUCCGAGGAUCUGGUGCAGGAGCUGGCAGACAAGCACAGCUGGCUCAUCAGGAACUACACCGACCGGCGCACCUCCCUCCUCGAGGAUGCCCUGCCCCCAGAGGGGGAGGUCAGGACGGAGUUUGACAUGGGUUGGCUCGGUGACUUUGUGGAUCGCCUGGCUGAUUUUGACCGGGAGAUGAACACCGUGGUCGUCGACUCUGGCAUCCUGAAGGGUGUCCGCCGCGAGCAGCUGGCGCAGGCCGGGGCGGCUGUGGAGAUGCAGCCCGGGAGCCUGGCGGUGAUGCAGAAGGCAGUCAAGGCGGGCAUCCCUGUGGCCGUGGUGUCGGUGAGCUGGUCGGCAGAGUUUGUGCGGGCGGCGCUGGCGCAGCAGGGGCUGCCGGUGGUCGUCAGCGACAGCGACGGCCAAGGGGCCGACGUCCCCUCCGUCAGCGCCGUCACCGUCUACGCCAACGAGCUGGAGUACUUUGGGGACGAGCGGUGCGAGUGCGGCGCGGACAAGGCCCGCCUGCUGGACGACCUGCUGCUGGGCCUGGCCGCGGAGGCCGGCUCCGGCGGCGACGCGGUGUACGUCGGCGACUCCAUGACCGACGUGCCGCCCCUCAUCUCCGCCGACGUGGGGCUGGUGGUGGAGGUGGUCAUGGCCGACGUCGGCGCGGCCGCGGUCAAGACCGGCAUGCUCCCCGACGCAGCCAGCCCGGGGGUGGAGGCCAUGCUGCGCGAGCACCUCUUCCCCCUGGCCACGCUCAUCACGCCCAACCUGCCAGAGGCCGCCGCGCUGCUGGGCGACGGCCGCGCGAUCGUUGACCUGGAGGGCAUGCGCGCCGCGGCGCGCGAGCUGCACGCCCUGGGGCCCUCCUGGGUCCUGCCGUCGCGGCAGCAGACCGUGACAGACGUGCUGUUCGACGGGCGCACGAUGCUGGAGCUGAGCGAGCCGCUGGUGGUGUCGGACAACGUGCACGGCACGGGGUGCUGCCUGGCUACGGCCAUCGCCUGCGAGCUGGCGCGCGGGCACAGCGUGCUGGCCGCGGUGCGCCGCGCCAAGCGCUACCUGUGGCGCACGCUGGAGCGCUCGCGCGGCCUGCCCCUUGGCGACGGCCCGCAGCGCACCAUGAACUUUGGCUGGGCCACCGCAGACUGGGCCGCCGAUCUGGCCGCCGCGGGCGUGCCCAUGCCGCCGCGCGUCCCCAACGCCGCCGACCUGCGCCUCUACGCCAUCACCGACCCUGCCCUCAAUGAACGCGCGGCGCGGAGCCUCAUAGACGCCGUGCGACUGGCCAUCGACGGCGGGGCCACGCUGGUCCAGGUGCGCGACAAGAACUCGCCCGCCCGCGCCUUUGCCGCCGCCGCCGCCGAAGCCCUGGAGCACGCGCGCGCGCGCGGCGUGCCGCUCGUGAUAAACGACCGGCUGGACGUGGCGCUGGCCAUCGGCGCCGACGGCGUGCACCUGGGGCAGGACGACCUGCCCGCCGCCGCCGCGCGACGUUUGCUGGGACCCGACCGCAUCCUGGGCGUGUCGGUGAAGACGCCGGAGCAGGCCGCGCGCGCGGCGGCCGACGGCGCCGACUACGUCGGCUGUGGCGGCUUCGCGCCCACCAACACCAAGGCGGGCAACCUGACCGUCGGGCCGGAGGGCGUGGCCGCAGUCGUGCGCGCGCGCGUGCUCCCUGUCGUCGCCAUUGGCGGCAUCGGCGAGGGCAACGCCUCGGCCGCCCUGGCGACCGGCGCCGACGGCGUCGCCGUCAUCUCCGCCAUCUUCGGCGCGCCGGACGUCGUGCGCGCCACCAAGCGCCUGCGCGCGGUCGUGGACGCAGCGCUCACCGCGCGCGGCCUCUCGGAGGGGGGGGAGGAGGCCUGA
This is a messenger RNA of Auxenochlorella protothecoides, 2028 nucleotides long. RefSeq names its product Thiamine-phosphate synthase. Gene Ontology annotation, biological process: thiamine biosynthetic process. Gene Ontology annotation, cellular component: cytosol. The record is from RefSeq and is a predicted model, not a curated record. NCBI's taxonomy places the organism in Eukaryota, Viridiplantae, Chlorophyta, Trebouxiophyceae, Chlorellales, Chlorellaceae. Gene Ontology annotation, molecular function: phosphomethylpyrimidine kinase activity; thiamine-phosphate diphosphorylase activity; hydroxymethylpyrimidine kinase activity. The transcript is spliced from 9 exons. Bases 1 to 2028 code for a protein of 675 amino acids.